Closterium sp. Naga37s-1 is the source of this 435-nucleotide messenger RNA. NCBI's taxonomy places the organism in Eukaryota, Viridiplantae, Streptophyta, Zygnematophyceae, Desmidiales, Closteriaceae. The record is from the annotation of a GenBank genome assembly.
AUGCGACCGUUCGUCGCACAAAUAGGCGACAACACGUCCCCUCCCAUCUCCGACCCAUCGCCCCUCCUCACUCGCCGCCUGGGCUUCACCAUCAAAUACGAAAGAGACGACCCCAUUGACCCUCGGGAACUGUCCGAGCUGCCAGAUGUCCGCCUGUGGUUCGUCCGUCUGGAUGCCGCCUACCCGUGGUUGCCAGCAGUGCUGGACUGGCGUGCGGGAGAGCUGGGCCGGUAUGCUGCAAUGUUGGUGCCGCAUCAGUGCUCCAGCAGCAACACCAUACAGUGCAGAUGUGAUGGCCUCUUGUGGGCCCAAAACCACGCCAUGCAUGAAGCCGAUCAACCCACUCCCAAGGCCGAGAGGCACGGCCACCAAGAGGGCGAGAGUGGCAGGAAGGAAGACAGAAGGACUGCUCAGAUUCCGCAUGUUGAAAAGUGA